This is a messenger RNA of Prosopis cineraria, 2597 nucleotides long. RefSeq names its product flowering time control protein FCA-like. The coding region runs from base 1 to 2250 and encodes 749 amino acids. Lineage: Eukaryota; Viridiplantae; Streptophyta; Magnoliopsida; Fabales; Fabaceae. The record is from RefSeq and is a predicted model, not a curated record. The transcript is spliced from 21 exons. Gene Ontology annotation, cellular component: ribonucleoprotein complex; cytoplasm; nucleus. Gene Ontology annotation, molecular function: mRNA binding; protein binding.
AUGGGAUUGGGAAACCCAAGUCCUAACGACGUCGUUUUACGUGCAACGAAGGCAUGGUUAAUAACAGGCUCGGAAGUCGGAAGCGGAAAGAAGCCUGGUCAGUCUCCUUAUUUCAUUGCCGGAGGAUUCACUCUGCACGCCAAGCUGGAUAGGCACAGAGGAGACCGCUAUGGCAACACCAAUCACGAUUCUCACCCAUAUCGUCAGUCCAGAGCUCCAUCGCGCUUCUCCGACGCACCCUUCAACAAUCGUGGCGGAGGAGCCUCUCACCACCGUCAGUUUGACAGCCCACCCCGUCGCUCUCCUGGAAGAGGUGCGGGGUUCCGAUCACCGGGUUUUGGCGGCAGCGAUGGGCUCAGGCCAGUGAGUGGGGAGGGUCCUGGAGGGUUUGGGUUCAACGGUCGUCAGGGACAGCCGUUGUCCGGUCAGAAACGAGGGUUUCCUUUCUCUGGACGUGGAGGGUCGCCGGACCGUUUUGGUGGGGAAAGUUUUGCAAAACUUUUUGUUGGAUCUGUACCGCGGACAGCAACUGAAGAAGAUAUUCGGCCUUUGUUCGAGCAACAUGGGAAUGUUAUUGAGGUUGCUCUGAUCAAGGAUAGAAAGACCGGACAGCAGCAAGGUUGUUGUUUCAUAAAGUAUGCUUCCCCUGAUGAAGCUGAUCAGGCAAUUAAAGCACUGCACAAUCAACAUAUUCUUCCUGGAGGUGUUGGUCCAAUCCAAGUGAGAUAUGCUGAUGGUGAACGGGAGCGCCUUGGUGCAGUUGAAUACAAAUUAUUCGUGGGCUCUCUGAACAAACAGGCUACAGUAAAGGAAGUUGAGGAAAUUUUCUCAAAAUAUGGACGGGUUGAAGAUGUUUAUCUGAUGCGUGAUGAGAAGAAGCAAAGCCGUGGAUGUGGUUUUGUUAAAUACUCUCACAGAGAUAUGGCUCUGGCAGCUAUAAAUGCACUUAAUGGAAUUUAUACAAUGAGAGGUUGUGAUCAGCCUUUAACUGUACGAUUUGCUGAUCCUAAGAGACCUCGACAAGGGGAUUUAAGGGGUCCUGCAUUUAGUCCAAGAUUUGAGGUACCAGGUCCUAGACAUCCAGCAUUUAGUCCAAGAUUUGAAGCACCUAGUUCUGGACCUCCAUUCAGUGUUAAUGAUCCCAUGGGCGAUCAAGCCUCUGCUCCCAAUGCCUGGCGUCCAAUGCAUCCUUCAAAUAUGGGGCCGUCAUCUAUCACUGGUCUGCAUAACAUGAGGCCUCCAUUGCUUCCAAGAUCUGGUGACAUGGACAUGGCAUUGGCUAUGAAUGCAGGUGGUCCUGUGAAUGGCUUUGGAGGCCCUUCAAAUGGUCCUUUUCAAAGACAAGCUCUGUCAUCGAUGUCACAACAGAAUUUCAAUCAAAACAUUCCACAUAUUCCACCAGCCAGCCAACAAAUGUCGCCACUGCAGAAGCCUAUUCAAUCACCUAAGGACAAGCCUUCUUCCCUCCAGAUGUACCCUCCAGCACCAAUCCCCUACUCACAAACACCACCUCUUGCAUCAUUUAGACAGCCUCAAGCACAGCAGGGUGCUUCUUCUGCUACAACUGCCCAGGGCCAUGCUCCUUUAGACACCAGCUUGCAAGCAAAUACAACAUUGACAACUACAAAUCAACAGCAACUAUCUACCUCUAUGCCUCAGCAGUCUCCGUCUCAGUUGGCACAAAUGUUGUCACAACAAACUCAGACUUUGCAAGCAAGCUUUCAUUCAUCUCAGAAGGCCUUCUCCCAGCUUCAACAGCAACUACAAAUGAUGCAACCCUCAAGUCAAGGUUUAACAUUACAGCAAAAUGCAGAAUCUAUGAAAAAACAGCCUCAGUGGACGGGGGCUGCACCAACUGCAGAUGUGCCUUCAUCCUUGUCUGCUUCUGCUGUACCUGCAAUAAAUCAGAACAUAGCUCCUGCAAAAUGUGAUUGGACAGAGCAUAUCUCUCCUGAGGGCUUCAAGUACUAUCACAAUAGUGUUACUGGUGAAAGUCGGUGGGAGAAACCUGAAGAGUUGACGUUAUCCGAACAGCAAAAGCCAUCUGUUCAGCAAUCUCAAAACCAGUCACAGCCUCCAAUAUCACCUCAGCAAGUUCCUCAAAUGCAACAAUUACAGCCUCAAGGCCAACUCCAAGGACAGGUUCUCCAGCAACAGUACCAGGCAUAUGCAGUUGCUGGUCAUCAAAAUGUUCAGGGAAUGUAUGCUAUGCAAGAGUGGAUGUGGAAGGAUAAGCCAGCAGGGAUUUGAAAUUCGUGGUAGAUUGAGCUUUGAGGUGGUGCACAUGAAGAGGUUGCAGCAACCUUUUAAUGGCUGAGGUACAGAGCCUGUAAUUUGACGUUGAAGGUAGGCUUUGUGACAUCUUUGAGCACAAAUGAAAAGCUUGUCACCCAAGAGUCCAUUUUGCAGCCACCAUUACAGCAUUUGGUCCUCGUUAAGGUUUCUUCACUGUUACUUAGUUUCUUAGGACUUGAAAGCCUGUGGGGGUCAAAUCUAUUUAACAAAUAAAGUUCCUCCACAGUCUCUAUGUAACAUAGUCUUUUUUUCCCCCUUCCGUAAAUUAUUAUAUUAUAUAUUCUCAACAUAAUCAUUUAACA